Messenger RNA from Culicoides brevitarsis, 2932 nucleotides. It is a transcript of the gene Su(z)12, whose product is annotated as polycomb protein Su(z)12. Gene Ontology annotation, molecular function: chromatin DNA binding. Gene Ontology annotation, cellular component: RSC-type complex; ESC/E(Z) complex; nucleus. NCBI's taxonomy places the organism in Eukaryota, Metazoa, Arthropoda, Insecta, Diptera, Ceratopogonidae. The coding region runs from base 73 to 2655 and encodes 860 amino acids. The transcript has 6 exons. The record is from RefSeq and is a predicted model, not a curated record.
CCAAAACAAUCGAGCAAUUAAGUCUAAAUUUUCGUGAAAUUUGUGGCUAAAAAACCAAAAAAACCUGCAAAAAUGCCGCCAAAAAGGAAGAACGACGCCGGAGACACAACAACAAAACAAAAACCGAAUGGCGUACAAACGGAUAACGAGAUAUUUAUGCAAGCGUUCGAAAAGCCUACACAAAUUUAUCGAUAUUUGAGAACGAGAAAUAUGAUAUUGCCGAUUUUUCUCAACAGAAACCUGACUUAUAUGAAAAGUUUGAUGUCUCGUACCCACAAAAAACGAAAAGACUUUAAAAUUGACAGCAUUUUAGGCACUGUAGAAGCGAAAGAGCGAAAAAUAAACGGACUUGCACUACCAAACAAGUAUCUUUCGUUGCUUUUUACGGGAUUUUACAUCAAGGAGAUCGAAGAAAUGCAGCAAAAUCCGGGACACGUAAAAGUCGAAGUAAUUCUCGUAAAAAAUGCUCACAAUAAAAGGAAGGAAACAUCAGCGGCGGUUCAAACAACGAUCGGAUCUGUCGUUGUCGCUGUAAAUCCGAGUGAAAUUGGCGUUGAUCGAAGCAAAAUUCCCGCAAUUAGCAUCCCCGUCGAACAAUUUGACACAAAUAGUCCCUCGCCGGCGACUCAUACGCUCAUUUUCAAGAUCGAACAUUGCCCGGAGGCGUUUUUGACGAAUGGCAUGGACGACGUGAAAAAGAUGAAAAUGGGUUAUAAGGCUUACAGCGUUGAACUUUUUGUCACAGACAAGGUGCGAUGUCUCUUGGAGGACGGGGAAUACGAUUUGACGGUGCAGGACGUGACAAAUUUGAAUUAUAAAUUCUCGCCGAAGAAACUCACGGGCUUGGUAUGGGAAACGUUCGAGUAUGGGUUCAUCGAGGGCGAAGAUUUCAAGUACGAUGAGGUGUUUAACAAGGAACCAACACUCAAAUUUCAUCUGCAAUGGACCAAAGAGGGUGUUGCGGGACUCGUUGAACGUCCUUUGCCCAUCACGGCAUGUUCGCAAGACGCAAAUAAGGAAAAUCAACCGAACGGAUGCGAUGCAAACUUCAAAAAUAACAACAAUGGCAUGGAAAUUUCGAAAACUGAAACGGAAGAUGCCGACAAAAAAGUUCGAAUUUUCUACCAUUUUGUCUACAACAACAAUUCGCGUCAACAAACCGAAGAUAUUCGCUCGGAUUAUCGCUGCCCGUGGUGUUGCUUGAAUUGCAUCAAUUUAUACGCCCUGCUGAAACACUUGAAACUCUGUCAUCCACGUUUUGCAUUCACCUACGUCCCAAUUCCGGAUGGCACGCGAAUCGAUGUUGCUGUUGACGACACCUAUGACGCCUCUUAUACGGGAUCUCCGCAUGAUUUGCUCACUUCGGGCGGAUUUUCACGUAAUGCAGGACCAAUAAGACGCUCGUCAGUGACUAAUAUCCUCGUUUGUCGCCCAAGACGCCCGAAACCGAGCUUAAGUGAGUUCUUGGAAAUGGAUGAGAACGAAUUCGAAUCUCAACGACCUUAUAUUUCGGGUCAUAAUCGACUUUAUCAUCACACGAUGACUUGUUUGCCGGUGUUGCCGAAGGAAUUAGACAUCGAUUCGGAGGGAGAAUCGGACCCGAAUUGGUUGAAACAUAAAACGACGCAGAUGAUUGACGAAUUUACGGAUGUCAAUGAGGGAGAAAAAGAGAUAAUGAAGCUGUGGAAUUUGCAUAUCAUGAAAUAUGGCUUUGUUGGAGACUGUCAAAUAGCAUUAGCAUGUGAGAUGUUUGUUGACGAACAUGGAAAAGAUUUACUCGAGCGGAAUCUCUAUCGAAAUUUUAUUCUUCAUUUGAGUUCUUUGUUUGACUUUGGACUGAUUUCGCCCGAAAAUAUGUAUACUGCAGUGCAAAAGAUUCAGCGAAUUUUGAACGAACAAGAGGAAGCACGUACCCAAAUGACGAAACGCAACGAGGAACAAGCCGAAUACUGGAAAACAACGGGAAUAAUCAAGCAUCAGCAAAAAUUAGCCGAGGAACAAAAGAAGAAGGAAAAGGAACAAGCGGAGAAAAAAGAACUUGAGGACAAAAAACUCAUCGUAACUGCCACAGAUUUCGUGCGAGCGAUAACCUCAACGCCAUCCAGCACCAAAAAUGUCACUGCCACAGUAAAGACAACCACAACGGUCACACCUGUCGCUCCUGCAACGCCCAACAGCAAAAGUAACGGUACUCCGAAUUCACUUAGAGAUAGCAAAUCAAGUACUUCUACUAACAAAAAUGCAUCAAAUGCUAAUAAUAAAAACGCAACUAACACCAAAUCAUCCGCCGCUAACACGCGAAAUAGCACGGGCAACGUAACUAACGGGCAGCGAGGCGCAAAGAAACGCAAAAUUGUAGAUGAAGACGAAAAAGAAGAAGAAGAAGGAGUUUCCCGCGUAAUUCGUCGUCGAAGUGCUGGCGCAAUUCAAAGGACGACAAGCAGAGCAAAAGUCACAGAUAUUCACAAAAAAUUCCUCAAUUCGAGACGUCGUUCGGCAUGUCGCCAACACUCAUCCGCUAAAGAAUCGACAGAUUUGACAGAUUUACUCCCCAAAAAUGCAUUUCCAAAGAUUGUGUUGACACGCAAAUCGCUGACGAACACAAACGUGGGCAACGGAGCCUCGAUAAAGACUCGCAAAUCCGCGGGAAAGUAACGAAUUUGACGAGAAAUUUAAUUUUUCUGUAAAUAUUUUGUGUUGUCGCAGACGUUUUUAGACUUUUCUCUCGGUUGAUUGCUUUUUUAGACUUUAUGACUUUUUUUUGUUUUAUUUACAGGCACUUGCAAUCAAAAGUUUAGUUAAUUUUUUUUUUCUUAUCAAGUAUUAUAUAUUUUUGUAACCAUAAAAAAUAAUUAGUUAACCAUUUUUUUUUAUUUCUUUAAUUUUACAAAAUAAAAAAUUAUUGUAUACACCAUAUUUUUAGAACGUUUAG